AUGGACCAAACGCACGACAAUGCCCGUCAGUGGGAUGACCGGGUCCAGUCGCCCGCCGAAUCGUCGUCUGACGAAUUGGCCGCCGGCUCCGAUCAAGAAGAAACCGAGCGGAGAAGAGCAAGCUGGGGUGUGCAGAAGAACUUCACUCCGCAGCAACCAAAUCGCCAGGGGAGACAUUACAGCCAGUCUGAGAGCCCGGAUGAGCUGGCGGUUGACGCUGAAGAAUACUGGCGCACCUCCCACAACCGCCGCAGCCCGUCACCCAUCAACCGCCCCGCCGAGUUGAGCGGCCCCGGAGACCGAUCUCGCGAAGACUCCAACGCUCUUACAGAAGACAGAAUGAACAACGGCAACGAUACACCUGGCGUCGCACACCAUACCAUGUCCGACCGGUCCCCCACUCCUGUGCCUCAGGUAGAGGCUUCGCCUUCAAGACCCGAGCGAUUGAACUACAAAGAGAAGUUUGUGCUACGAGGCCAUCUCCGAGGCGUUUCCGCUGUGCAGUUCUCUCCGGACUGCUCUAUGAUUGCCAGCGCAGGCGCCGACGCUGCGAUUAAAGUUUGGGAUACUCUGACUGGACGACUGAUCUACACCUUCGAGGGUCACCUGGCGGGCAUCUCUACUCUUGCCUGGAGUCCUGACGGGCAGUGGAUUGCGUCUGGCUCCGAUGAUAAAACCAUUCGUUUCUGGAACGUCAACACUGGCCGAGCCCACGCGAAGAUCUUCCAAGGUCACCACAACUACGUCUAUCAGAUCGCUUUUGCACCCAAGGGCAAUAUUCUAGUCAGUGGAUCCUAUGAUGAGGCUGUCUUCCUCUGGGAUGUGCGUCGCGCACGCGUUAUGCGCUCCCUCCCCGCCCACUCCGAUCCCGUCGCCGGCAUCGACGUCGUCCACGAUGGCACCUUGAUCGUUUCUUGCGCACUUGAUGGUCUGGUCCGAGUUUGGGACACACACAGCGGCCAGUGCCUGCGGACCCUUGUGCAUGAAGACAACCCGCCUGCCACUUGUGUGAAGUUCUCGCCGAACGGCAAAUACAUUCUGGCCUGGACGCUUGACGGCUGUGUGCGCAUGUGGAACUAUGUCGAGAGUAGAGUCAUUAAGACCUUCCAAGGUCAUGUCAACAAGAAGUACAGCAUGUCAGGCUGCUUCGGGCUUUACGGCUCAUCAGAUGUCAAGUACGAUCCGCCUUUGGCCUUUGUCGUCAGCCCCAGUGAGGACGGCGCCAUCCUCUGCUGGGAUCACGUUAGCAAGAAGAUCCUUCAGCGGAUUGAGGGACACACCGAUGCCGUUCUCUGUGUGCACACUGGCAAGUUGAAUGGUAAGCGGAUGCUUGUCAGCUGUGGACUUGACAAAACAGUACGUGUGUGGGAGGAAUUUCCUGAUACUGAAUCAAGUGCUACUCCUGAGGAUACUAACAUCUCGAAUGGCGUUUCCCCCAGCAAUGAUGAGGACGGGGACAACGAGAUGGUUGACGCUCCUCCAGAGCUGUCGGGUGAUAUCACUCCCGCUCCUGAAGAGGAUGUUAUGAUGACAUGA
This is a messenger RNA of Penicillium macrosclerotiorum, 1536 nucleotides long. RefSeq names its product WD40 repeat domain-containing protein. The coding region runs from base 1 to 1536 and encodes 511 amino acids. NCBI's taxonomy places the organism in Eukaryota, Fungi, Ascomycota, Eurotiomycetes, Eurotiales, Aspergillaceae. The transcript is spliced from 3 exons. The record is from RefSeq and is a predicted model, not a curated record. Gene Ontology annotation, molecular function: protein binding.